UUACGAUGUAAUUGCAAACUGGCAAUUGCAAGGAAAAGAAAAAGCGCAAAUCAUAAAAUCAAAACUAACCAACCCAAAAAUCUCAAUUCAGUUCAAAGGAGAACGGGUAUCUGUUCCUUCAUCUUCCCCAUCUCUCACGUACCUGUUCUCCUUUACCCCUUUUUAAAGCCAGGGUUUUUCUCUCCAAGGUCUUAUUUUUACGCCACUCAGAUUCACAUCUUUAUGGUUCUUCUGCCACACAAAGCCUUGGCCUUUGCUGUUAAUUCAUCCUCCUUGUGGUAAUCCAAAAGGGCCCUUUUGCUUGUCGUUGUUGAUGUAUCUAAUUGUUUCUGAAGGGAAUUGGCUUGUGAACAUACCCAAUUCAUAUCCAUUGCAACACACCCACUUGUCCUUCUCAAGACGCAGAUGGGAUAAAGAGUUUUCUGAACUCCAAAGUGGGUAGGCUAAACAAUAUUCAUAACAAUUGAAUUGUCUUGUUUUGGAAUUAAUGGAUUCUUCACAAGGGUCUACGCUGGCUGGUUUUGUGGACAAUGCAUCUAUUAAGCGGGAUGAAUCUUGUUUUGAUGGCAUUCCUGUGUAUGUUAAGGAGCUAAUUGCUGGAGGCUUUGCUGGUGCUCUUUCUAAGACUGCUGUUGCACCUCUAGAACGGGUCAAGAUACUCUGGCAGACAAGGACAGCAGGAUUUCAGUAUCUUGGGGUGCACCAAUCUUUGAAUAAGUUACUAAAGCAUGAAGGUUUUCUAGGAUUAUAUAAAGGAAAUGGAGCUAGUGUUAUCCGCAUUGUUCCAUAUGCCGCCUUGCAUUUUAUGACUUACGAGCGGUAUAAAAGUUGGAUCUUGGAUAAUUAUCCUAUGUUAGGAACAGGUCCUUUUAUUGAUCUUUUAGCUGGCUCCGCAGCAGGAGGAACUUCAGUUUUAUGUACAUACCCCUUGGAUCUUGCCCGUACCAAACUUGCUUAUCAGGUGGCAGACACAAGAGGAAGUAUCAAUGAUGGUAUGAAAGGAGUUCAGUCUCAAUCUGCACAUAAUGGCAUUAAAAGUGUGCUUACAAGUGUCUAUAAGGAAGGUGGAGUUCGUGGGCUUUAUAGGGGUGCAGGACCAACCCUUACUGGAAUUCUUCCAUAUGCUGGUUUGAAGUUCUACAUGUAUGAGGAAUUGAAGACUCGUGUUCCUGAAGAACAUCAGAAGUCCAUUUUGAUGCGUCUUUCUUGUGGAGCUCUUGCUGGAUUGUUUGGGCAGACUUUAACAUACCCUUUAGAUGUUGUUAAGAGGCAGAUGCAGGUUGGCAACCUGCAAAAUGCAGCUCAUGCAGAUGCUAGAUACAGAAAUACACUUGACGGACUUAGGACAAUUGUUCGUCAGCAAGGGUGGAGGCAGUUGUUUGCUGGCGUAAGCAUUAACUAUAUAAGGAUUGUUCCUUCAGCUGCAAUUAGUUUCACCACAUACGACAUGAUGAAGACUUGGCUUGGCAUACCACCUCAGCAAAAGUCUCGAUCAGUUUCAGCAGCAUAACUGCUCACCCAUGAUGACAAUAAGUUGCAAAUUUACAUAUUGACUCCAUUUUCAUAGGGAUGUCACAUGAUUUCCACAAAUUAUUGUUUUAGAGGAAUCCCUUGUGAUUAAAUUAACUAAUGCUCAAGUUAAUUUGUCAUAUUUGGAAAGCUCCUUCAUAGUGCUACUCAUUAUUUCUUUAACCUUAAAAAUGAAACUUACGUAGAUUUGUCCGAAACUAUGGAUGCAACUCAAAAAGCAAUGAUUUCACCUAGAAUUAGAUAAUUGCAAUGCUUGGAAUAUGUUUAUGUACACACGGCACGGCAUGUUAUAAGGGCUUCAACAAAGCUCAAGGCGGCGCUUAUUUAUUUAUUUUGUGAAUAUUUAUUAUCAUCCUCAUGCUCUGGGCAGUACAAGUAUCUGACAAUGUGCUAAAUUAUUUAGUUUUUCAUAUUAAAUACUAAAAUUAAUAUUGUAUAUGAUAUUUUACACUUUUUUUUUUGCAUAUACAUAUUUUAAAAUAUAUCCAAAUUUGAAAAGGAAAUAUUUUUUUUGCCCCACUUUUAUGUUAAAAAAAGUUUUUAUAUUAAUACAUGAUAUAUUAAUAUAAAAACAUUUUAAACGAAAAGAAAAAGCUGCCCGUCCUUGCAUUUCGCACGUCACUCUCCCUUCCUCCCACUUUUUCUCAUUUUUUGAAGGAAGGAAUAUUUUUCACUUUUUAAAAUUAUUUCAUCUUUUUCUUAUCAAACAAACAUCAUAAAUACCUUUCUUCUCUCUUUCUUUUUUCCCUUUUAAUUUUUUUCCUAGAUCACCCAAAAAAUAUUUUGCCUUGAAGGUUGUUAUUGAUUCUUAAAAG
Messenger RNA from Abrus precatorius (Indian licorice), 2345 nucleotides. Its product is annotated as mitochondrial carrier protein CoAc1. The record is from RefSeq and is a predicted model, not a curated record. Bases 488 to 1510 code for a protein of 340 amino acids. Gene Ontology annotation, biological process: transmembrane transport. The transcript has 7 exons. Lineage: Eukaryota; Viridiplantae; Streptophyta; Magnoliopsida; Fabales; Fabaceae.